Molecule: messenger RNA, 3076 nt
Organism: Bactrocera latifrons
Lineage: Eukaryota; Metazoa; Arthropoda; Insecta; Diptera; Tephritidae
Gene: simj
Product: transcriptional repressor p66-alpha
Exons: 11
Coding region: 332-2683 (783 amino acids)
Biological process (GO): negative regulation of transcription by RNA polymerase II
Cellular component (GO): NuRD complex
Source: RefSeq, a predicted model, not a curated record
UUUGUGUAAGCUGUUGUUGAAUAAAUAAUAUUUUAAUGAGUUUAUUGGAGUGAAAAUAUAUAUUCUUCAAUAGUGUUUUGCAGAUGUAAAAUUGUGAAUAAUGAAGAGCUGUGUGAAGUAUAUGAUAUAAUUUGCAAGUGGAUUGCAGAAAUAGGAAUUAUGUUAUAUAUAUUCACGAAGUGAUAAAAAACGGAUUCAUAAUCAAUCAACUUGUGAAAACAUAAAAUUCCUGACAAAAAUAUAUUCUAUAAAGAAUUUAGUUCUUUUGAAAUGCUGUAAAAUGGUAUAGCUUUGUAUAAAUAAAGUUCACCUAAAUUGUGUUUUCAACGUAAUGAAUUUUAACAUGGCCAAAAUGGAAAUUGAUGAUGUGGUGGAUUUGAGUCUUAGCUCCAGUCGGGAUCCAUCACUUACUAUAACCUCAUCUACGAUUCGAGACGCUCGUUCUUUAACACAAAAUUCGACGACGUCACUCUCCAGCACUAAUUUAGCAAACAAUAAUGUAGAAUUAACAUUGCCCGAAGAAAAUAAAGUUCAACGCCGUGUUCUUAGACCACGGACCGAACCUAAGUCCUAUGCAGAGGCGCCAGAUAUUGUGUUAUUACCUGCACGUUUGAAUGGUCGCCAACAUAAUGGAAAUAUCGAUUCCGAAACAGAUGAUGAAGAUUCUGCAUUAUACGUUCCAAUCAAAGAGUUGUCUCCAGCUGAAAUCGAAGAACGCGAAAAGGGAUUGCGAAAACUUCGAGAAGACUUACGAAAUGAAGAAACAAAACUAGUGUUGCUUAAAAAGCUAAAACAAUCCCAACUUGUUAUGAAGGAAAAUUUGGCACUUACUCCCGCAGUAUCUUCCAGUAAUCCCCUAGCUAUAAUACCAAGUGCACUAACGUCCAAAGGCUCGUUGAGUGUAACUCCUACAAGUGUGGUGUCCGUUUCAACACACUCUAAAUGCAGAUCUAGUACAGUAAAUAUAAACACUACAAAUAGCCGCAAUACACCGUCUUCACCAUCUACAAUGUCAACAUCAUCGUCAUCGUUUAACCGCGUGAAUUCCUCUAUUCUUCCGCAUCCUCGUUCUUCUCUUCCAGGUGGAACAACGUUAACAACAGGAAAUUCACCUUCAUUGCACAGGGUUCAUUCCCGUUCGAAUCUUCCAAACCUUACUAUUACUCCUUCAGUUACAAUCACCCCAACUACAGCCCCACCAUCCGGAAUUAAACCACGCAAUAUUAAUAUAUCUGAGAGUUCGAAGUUGUCUGGAAUGAUUAAUAACGCAGUUUCAAUAACACCUUCUGCAACACACUUACAACAAAAUCAACAGCAACAAGAUUUAAAGAAUGACCGCAGUACUUCACGUGAGGAAGCAUUGACCCCAGUACAGCGGCAAGCAGCUGCAAAAUUAGCAUUACGGAAGCAGCUAGAAAAAACACUUUUACAAAUACCACCUCCAAAGCCACCCCCUCCAGAAAUGCACUUCAUUCCUAAUCCAAGUAACACUGAAUUUGUGUAUUUACUGGGCUUGGAAACAGUUGUGGAUUAUUUAACAACCAACAACAAAAAACAAAAUCCGAUGAUACCGCCUUUCCUUUGCGCACAGUGCAAAAUCGAUUUCACGCCAGUUUGGAAAUGGGAUAAACAAGCAAACAAAGAAACAAAAGUAAUUUGUGAGCAGUGUGUUACCACUAACGUUAAAAAGGCCUUGAAGGCAGAGCACACCAACAGACUAAAGCAAGCAUUCGUUAAAGCUCUUCAACAGGAACAAGAAAUUGAGCAACGAAUAACAAGUCAAGGAAGCACAUCGCCGAUAGAUUCGCAUAGUUCUACGAUAUCAGCAACUCAACCAUCAUUUCAGCAACAACAACAACAACAGCAACAACUUCCACUAAUACAGUUACAUCAGCAACAACAAACUACCCCUAGCGCUCUAGCCAAUUUGCCACCUUCCGUAACUGUCAUUCCAACCAAAUGUCAUACACCUACACCAAGUGUAGCAUCUCGACCGACACCGCCACCGUGUAUCCAACAAACGCCAACCCCUCCUCCAUCCAAUACACCCCGUUCGUCACGUAAUCAACAGAUGACAUCACAAUCAAACUCAAAUUCAUCAAACCAAAUGCAACAGCGUGAGCGAGAACAAGUUCAACAACAACAACAACAACAACAACAACAACAAUAUGAUAAGUAUACUAACGCAGCGCUGGCCGCUGCUGCUGCUCAAUUGAGUGCUCUUGGCAGUUUGCCUGGUUUAAAUAACCUUGCUGGGUUGGGUAAUAUUGGUCAAUUAAGUAACUUCCCAUCAUUAGGAGGAUUAGCGAACAUCUCGACUUCAACAGCUAAUCCUUCUACCAGUGGACUGGGUAAUGCGUCACCAGCAGCCCAAGCCGCUGCAUUUCAAGCGUUUCAGCAACAACUGCUCCGAGCUCUGGGUCAAGGAUUAGCCGCCAAUCCUCAGCACAUGAUGCAGUUUACACCACUGCUUUACUCGUAUCAAAUGGCAAUGGCUCAGGCUCAAGUUGCAGCUUAUACCAACAAGAAGAAUUCUUCUUCCACGUCGUCAAAGAAUCAAUCAUCUAAUUUGGCAGAUAUACAACGUGCUGCUGAGCUUCAGAGGCAAUACUUAAUGGAAAUGAUACCACAACCACAGGCCCCGGGAUCAAGUAACAAUCGUCAAAAUAAUUGGAAAACUUAAACUAUUAUUACAUAAUACUGGUUUUGUCUAUCAUGAUAACACAUUUUAUAAUGUUAUUAUGAAAAGGGAAUUUAAAAUGAAGCUGACUGUAAUCAUCGUUAAUUCGUCGAGUAUACGUUCACGAACUACUGACACGCGUGAAUUUAUAAAUCAUCGAAUAAGAGUUUACUUAAUAUUUAGUUUUUUUGUAUUGUAUAUGCCCACAUAUUUUAGUUGAAAGUAUGUAGUUUCUUCUAGGACUAUAUAAUGAUUUGAUUUUGUAAUGUUAAAUAGUUAUUGAUUUAAUUAAUAUUUAUUAAAAGAAUUGGAAGUAUAUUAGCAAAUACAAAAUUUGAUGAUAACAAUGAAAUUUAAAUAAAAGUUCGAAAGAAGCUCAAUACAUAACUACUAAAA